AUGUGGCGACAUGCGACAACAACGACCGGGAGUUCGUCUUCGUCGCAAGUGGAACAACCGUCGGUGGUGUUUGAUGCGUGGAUACUCAACACGGGUGCUACUCAACACAUGACGGCGUGUGCGACGCUUCUCAACAACGUGACAACGGAGGCUCCCGUUAAGCGCGUGAUGUUCGGCAACCGUGACACGUUGGACGUCACGGGACAAGGCGACUUGCGGCUCAUGGUGGACGGCGGUCCACUCACCAUCAAGAACGUCUUGGUGGUUCCCGGGCUUGGCGCCAACCUCCUUUCGGUUUCUCAAUUCACACGCAAGGGGAUGCGUGUGAACAUUGAGGGAACCACCAUGGUGUUGAGUACGGCGGAUGGCGUACACAUCGGCACGGCACGCCAAACGAAAGGACUCUUCAUGCUCGAUGCCCUCCCAAGUGUGGCGACGGCUCAAGCGGCUACCUCGACAACCACUCUCAAAACGUGGCAUAAUCGAUUCGGCCACCUCCACUACGACGCUAUUCAAGCCAUGGCAACGAAGGAGAUCGUCAACGGCUUGGAGUUUGUGCGCUCGGGUGGAGACGAUGAGAAGUGUGUCGGUUGUCUCGAAGGGAAAAUGGGACGGAAGCCAUUUCCACCAAGCACGAAGCCGAACGCCACCGAACCUCUCAAGCUCGUUCACACGGACUUGUGUGGACCGAUCACUCCCGCGUCGAAGGGCGGCGUGCGCUACGUUCUCACGCUCCUUGACGACGCGACGCGGAUGUGUUGGAUUCGGCUUCUCAAGAACAAGGACGCCACGUCAACCACCAUCAAGCUGUGGGUCGCGGAUGUGGAGACGGCAAGCGGCUUCAAGUUCUCGACGCCGUACACGCCUCAACAAAAUGGAGCCGCCGAACGCUUGAAUCGCACGCUCAUGGAGUCGGCACGAAGCCUCCUCUCCCAUGCUCACGCGGAGAAGCAUUGGUGGGGAGAGGCGGUUACGUUGGCAACUUGGAUUCGCAACCGGUGCGUGACCAAGGCGUUGCCCAACAAGACGCCUCUUGAGGCUUGGAGCGGUACGAAGCCGGACGUCACCGACCUUCGCACGUUUGGGUGUACGUGCUACUACCAUGUCCCGGAUGCUACACGGACCAAGCUUGAGGCGAAGGCGCGGGUGGCGAUGUACUUGGGUCCAAGCGCGGAUCACAAGGGGUGGCGCGUGUGGGACUUGGAGCACGGGAAACUCGUGGUGUCGCGCGACGUGGUGUUCUACGAAGACACCUUCCCCUCCAAGUCUACGAACGUGCCCUCGGUCAUCAUCGUCCCUCCACCCUUGGAUGCCGCGGAUGAGGCGGAUGAAGUUCCUACGGCUCCUCCUCCUAGUGCGAGUGAGGGGGAGAAUGGAUCGGGUGCGGUUGGAGUGAGUGAGAAUGAAGGAAAUGCCAAGGAACGUGACCCUUCGUCUCCUCCUCGUAUCACUCCAACCCUCGCAUCCACUCGCACUCGAAGGAACCCUCAUCCCAACUCCAAGUUCGAUGACUACUCUCUCGUGGCGGGGGACGAUGAGGGAGGGGGAGACGCUAUGUGUCUUGAGGCGUACACCGACACCCCGUCCACCUACCACGGCGCCAUGAGCUCGGCGGAAGCGGCGGAAUGGGAACGUGCACUUCAAGAAGACGGACGUGAAGGAGAAGCUUGCCGCCGAAUUCUCCAUGCGUGA
Messenger RNA from Closterium sp. Yama58-4, 1692 nucleotides. NCBI's taxonomy places the organism in Eukaryota, Viridiplantae, Streptophyta, Zygnematophyceae, Desmidiales, Closteriaceae. The record is from the annotation of a GenBank genome assembly.